GUUAGCAUCGCAUGUCCGUGGCGGAUAACUCAAAGAAUAAUUUACGAAAAAUUUGUUCACGUCGCAACGUAACGCGUAAAAUUUGCAUCUAUCUAUCUCACUCUCUCGCGCCUGUGGUGUGGUAUCCUUUCACAACAAAUUUUGUUAGCUGUUCAAGCUAAUUGCGAAAACGAGUUGCUUCCAAAAAGAAAGAAGAGAAAAAAAAGAAAGUACGGCGGAAAAAGCGAAAAGUUGGUGGCACUCAUUAGCGGAACCUUUUGACAGGAUAUAAACCAGCAACAACUACAGUAAAACUCAUUAAAAAAAACAAAAGCCAGUAGAAAAAAUUUCGGUGACUAUGUUUCAUGUGUUGUUGCAGUUGUUAUUCUCGACUGGCAGACAUGUUAAAUAUGUACAAUAAAUACAAGAAACAACAAGGCAAACAUAAUUAAUUGCUCUGCUCUGAGUGUCCUCACUGAUUGUGAGUGUCCUGACUGAUUGCAAUUGAUUCCCGUGUCCCCCGUCUUGUAACCCAUAAGCCAGGGCGAGGAGGAGUGCACGUGUGUGUGAGAGAGUGUUAUUUGUGUUAAAUAAAAAUCAAAAUUAAUUGCAUUUCAAGCAUAUUUAAAUACGCAUUAAAACCCAAACCCGAAAAACCCCUUAAACGAAUUGAGUUCGAGUUAAAUCUCUCUCUCUCUCUGUCUCCAUCUGUAUCUCGAUGUACUCAAUGGUUUUGCGGCAACGAAUUGUUGCAAAAUAGACAACAAUUUUCCCUUAAUUUUUCUUUCAUUUUUUGGUUUUUUUUUUCAAUACUAACAACAACAACAACAAGAACUGUGCGCGCAAUUUCCGUUUACCGUUUCCGUCGAGCGACAUCCGUGUCCGGCCAACAACAACCCGAAUAAAAAAACAAGUAAAGUGUACGCACAACAUUUAAUUUGCCUUCUAGCCAAAAGAGUUUAAAUAAGAGAUACCAAAAGAAUUAUAAUAACAAUUUAAAAAGGGCUUAAAACGUUUUAAACACCAAACAAUUUGGUUAAUCUAAUUGACAAGUGAAUGAAUAUAAAUACAAAACGUCUCUUUAUGAAUAAAAGAUACGCAAAAUAUUUAAGUAUCUUCAAAUCCAACGCAAUACAAUAAGUAACCUUAAAAGAUACAAAAGGCGGAGAUAAAAUAUAAUACAAUAUUUCCUUAGUCCAUAAAAGUUCUUGAAUCUGAAAACGUUAAAAAAGAAGUAUACGACAAGAAUCAAAAUAAAAAUACAUAUAUAAAUAACUAUACUUGAGUACAAAAAGACUACUCUGGGCAAGAGAAAAAUACUUGAACAAAACAAAGUAAUUUUGGUUCGCAAAGUGUAGCCUACUUUAAGGCAGCGUAUCCUGUUUAUAUAUGGUACAACAUAAAAGGAAAUAAUUUGCAGUUAACCAGCAAAAAUUUCGCACAUUCAUUUGUUUUUUUGGAAAGCGGCUGGCUAGCAGACACAUGUACCAAUUGAAAGCUGAGUUACAGCGGCUGCUUUAAGAUAAAUCCAAUCCACAACAAUUCCUGGGAUAAGUGAUGAAGUCAUGAGACCGACAUUUGAUCGACGCCUCUGGAUAUUAUUGUUCAUUAUUUUAGUACAAUGCACCACCUACACACAACCACAAAAUAUCAAUGCCAAGUCAACAGCGGGACAGCAAUUGAAGCAAUCGAAGCCUGCCAAAAAAUGGCUAACCAGCAUAUCAGAGCAAUACCAAGAGCAAACGGAAGUAUUUGGUCAACAGCAUUUGAAACUGGACGGCCACACAGUUGACCAUCAUAGAGCUAAGGCCAACAAAUUUAAAAAGUUUCAUCCGAAAAAUGCUGGCGGAAGUAAAUCCAGUCCGUAUCAUCAAGCACAUCGUGCUGUGCGGAGACGUCAGCGUCGCGAAACAGAAGAGGACGAUGGCAGAAUUAGUAGUUCCACAUCGACAGCAAUUGCAACGACUGCGUUGCAGGUUACUAGUUCUAGUUCCAGUCCCCGGGCUAGUCCAGUCUAUGUGAAUAAUUCAACAUUAUCAGCAGCUCCAAAGCUAAUGGUAAUACCGAAAAGAGCACGCUCCACAUCCAUUCAUUUGGCUCCCGAGGAUCUCAAGCCCAAGCCCAAAGAGCCAGUAAUUAUUAUAGAUGAUGUGGAGGAGUUUGAUAGUGGCACUGCCACAAGAGAUCUCUUUCCACGCAAGAGUCGCGAAGACGAUGUGGAUGAUGAUGAUGACACCGUAGAGGCGCCUAGAGUUCUGCCAUUGCGCCCAGUGCCUCCUAAUCCCUAUGAGGCUGAGGAAAUGUCUGUGGUCUAUGCGGAACAGCAUUCGGAAAUAAGGCUGAUGUGUGAAGUGGAUUUGGAUAUAGCCACCAGCAUGUGGUAUAAGAAUGGCCAGGUGGUUCAUGCCAUGGAUCGGACCGCCCGAGUCACCGACUAUCGCUUCAUCAAGGAGGCUAAUGGUGCGCUAACCAUCACCAAUGUCAUGCUCGAGGAUGAUGGCAAAUGGCAAUGUGAGGCAGAGAACACUCGUCGCUACACUGAGAAUGCCCGACCAGUUAAGCUGGUUGUCCUGGAUCGUCCCAAGCCGCCAUAUCUACUGAUUGAUUCACGUCGCUUGGAUGCUGGCAAUAUAUUUGUGCCCGUCAAGGAGAACUCGGAGCUGAAUCUGGCCUGUGUGAGCGAAGGUGGAAAUCCUAGACCCACUCUCACAUGGGAGGUUUUACUCAGUCCAGGCGUGGAUCGCCAUGCCCAAAAAGUUUCAGCCGAAGUCCUGGAAUUGGAGGAAAUUAAAAGCAAUGAGAAGGAUAAAAAUGGCUAUAAAAUCAACAGUGGAGCAAAAAGUGAGGCACGUCUAUCGGCUGUUUAUAGAGCCCAUCACAAUGCCCGAAUUUUGUGCGUAAUGGAACAUCCCACGCUCAAGAUACGACAAAAUGCUUCACUUCUAUUGGAUGUUCAAUACACGCCCUCAUUUGCCAUCUCUCGUACACCUGGUUUUGGUUAUCCACUACGCGAGGGCAUCGAAGUUAGUCUCAGAUGCGACGUUGACUCGAAUCCACCGAGUACACCCCGCUGGCAGAAGGACGAUGGUGACACGCCGGUGCCUCAAAGUGGCGAUGGUUUCCUUAACUUCACCUCAAUACGGCGUGAACAUUCCGGCUGGUACAAGUGCACAUCCCGUCAUCUAAACUUUCAAUAUUCCUCGAUUGGCUAUUACCUGAGUGUGCGAUAUGACUCGGUGGAUGUCACAUCGGAGCCCGAUGAUCAGGAUGUGUCGGUGGCAGCUGCCUCACAUAAUCCCAAUAAGGGACAACUGGAAGUGCAAUUGGGCGGAGCUGUUACCCUGCAAUGUCCUCAAGGCUCCCUGGGCUGCUGGUCCCAUUUGGAUCCAAUUUCGGCGCGUCUGCGUGGCCUUGGCUAUGGCAGCUCUCAGCCGACUGGACAAUUCUCGCUGAAGGAUGUGAUGUAUCAGGAUGCGGGCAUUUACAAGUGUGUGGGUCAAUCGUUGGCCAACAAAAAGAAACUGGAAGUUCUACAAAGUGUGACAGUGUCGGUUAAAGGUGCUCCCACUGUGAUGGCACUGAAUGCCACACCUGUGGCCUACCCCGGUUCACCUUUACAUCUCAAUGUGGAAUUCUGUGCCAAUCCCCCGGCACAUGCAGCACGCUGGCUACAUGGUGAUCGUGUCUUUACCCCGGGCAAUCAAUAUGGCAGCACAGUACUGGCCUAUUCCGUCAAGGAUCUGCCCACACCAUAUUGCAAGGAGGCUCGUCUUACCUAUGUUAGUAUGCAUGAGCGUGUGCCGCGCACUUUUUACUUCAUUGUCUCAACGCCUGGAGGCGUGGCCGAGGCUGUUUUUCAUGUGAAUUUCACAAAACGCCAUCGACCCAUGUCGAAUGCCAUCGAUGACGAUGAGGAGGAGGAACUGAAUCGACCAGAACAAAUACAUUUCCCAGUUUUUAGCAAUAAUACGGCAACCAAUUUGUGCAACUCAUUGGUCCUGACCUUGGUCAUCCUGAGCAUACUGAGUUGCCAUUGAGUUGGGCGAUGAACAAUUUAAGAGAGAGUGUGUGAGUGAACUGAAUGAAUGAGCGAUUGAAGUGCAGUUAGUAUCUACUAUCAACUAUUACUACAAAAACUACAACUAUUUCUAUAUAACCCUCCCCCGUUUAACAUACAAAACCAAUCCCCCCUUAACCACAUGAGAUUAUGCUAUCCAAAAACUACUAUUUACUCUACUCGACCUAUACCAAGUAAACUUAGCUCUAUAUAUAUAUAUAUAUAUUUAUAUGUAUGUGUGUGUUGUAUUUGUAAUCAAAUUUAGCCUAGCAUCAAAAAUGAAAAUGAAAAAUUCAAGAAAAAAGGCCUAACCCACAAGUACAUACAUAGUAUAAUCCCCGCCCCAAAUAUAGAUAACUAUACACAUAUAUCCACACACAAACACCCACACACACACACACGCACACAU
Messenger RNA from Drosophila willistoni, 4445 nucleotides. RefSeq lists its product as uncharacterized. The transcript is spliced from 12 exons. Gene Ontology annotation, cellular component: cell-cell junction. The coding region runs from base 1545 to 4016 and encodes 823 amino acids. Gene Ontology annotation, biological process: cell-cell adhesion. The record is from RefSeq and is a predicted model, not a curated record. Gene Ontology annotation, molecular function: cell adhesion molecule binding. Lineage: Eukaryota; Metazoa; Arthropoda; Insecta; Diptera; Drosophilidae.